GACGCGACGUACGAGAGAGGCAAGGUGAGCGGCCUCACGCGUCUGCCUCCUCUCGCCGCUGAUGCGCGGCGGCUCGCUCGAGGCGCGGCUGCGAAUCUCGGAUCCCGACCGCGCGGCGCAGCUCCGGCGGCUGGGCAUGGAAGAGCCGCCGAGUCCGCUGACGUGGCGGCAGCGCGUGCGUGUCGCGUGCGAGGCGACCGAGGCGCUCGUCUACCUCCACUCGAAGGGCAUCGUACACCGCGACGUCAAGCCGGACAACAUCCUGCUCGACGAGAAGCUGACCGCCGUCCUCGCCGACACGGGUUUCGCCAAGGACCAGCGCCCGGACGCGUCGGUCCGCUGCCGCUCGACUGCCGCCCUUUACAUGACCACGGGCUACCUCUGCCCCUCCAUCAUCAAGGGGGGCGAGUACUCGAGCAAGACGGACGGCUACGCCAUCGGCAUCACCCUCCUCGUCUGCCUCACCAGCCGCUCCGAGGUGCAGCUCACCGACCGGUGCGAGGACGAGUUCGACGAGCUCUGGACCAACAUCGACGCGUCCAAGGUCGCAGACGCGGCGGCGG
Molecule: messenger RNA, 563 nt
Organism: Emiliania huxleyi CCMP1516
Lineage: Eukaryota; Haptophyta; Isochrysidales; Noelaerhabdaceae
Exons: 2
Biological process (GO): protein phosphorylation
Cellular component (GO): plasma membrane
Molecular function (GO): protein kinase activity; ATP binding
Source: RefSeq, a predicted model, not a curated record